This is a messenger RNA of Paralichthys olivaceus (Japanese flounder), 2293 nucleotides long. RefSeq names its product mannosidase endo-alpha like (gene maneal). Gene Ontology annotation, cellular component: Golgi apparatus. NCBI's taxonomy places the organism in Eukaryota, Metazoa, Chordata, Actinopteri, Pleuronectiformes, Paralichthyidae. Gene Ontology annotation, molecular function: alpha-mannosidase activity. The record is from RefSeq and is a predicted model, not a curated record.
UCUGAACAGCCAGUAAACACAGUGUCUCUCUAAUCCAGGACUGUGUCUGGCGACAGAGACAGGUGUGAUGGGGAUGGGAUGAGAGGAGGAGAAGGAGAGGAGAGGAGAACAGGCUGAUUGGAUGGAAAACAAAGGUAACCACACUUGGUUUGUUCCAGCUUUGAUAGAAACCUCUGCGCUGCUGACAGAGACAUGGAGGAACUGUUGAGCGACGUGUCACUUCCCCUCUGAGGAGAACCGAUGGAGGGGGGAUCUAAUCCGACAUGAGCAUCAUGGCUGCGCGCAGACGACCAGGAGGAGAUUUAGCGUGGCAGCGACGCGGAGCGGGACGCCCUCGGGUCGUGGUGAUGGGAGUGAUGUGAGAUCCCUCUAGUCGUCGUGCGUUUGACACAGACUCCAUCCCAGCCAGCGUUUCCUCUCUUCUACCUGCUCGAUGCUGACAGACGAUCCGCGCGCUCUCGGGCUGUAGUUAGGGCGAAGCCGCAUCACUCCUCCCGCUGGCUGCUGUCGCGGCUCCGCAGCACCACGGACAGCGACCAUGACGCGCCUCCGCAGGAAGGCUCUCGUCGCGCUCUUCCUCUUCACGCUCUUCAUCUUCGGCACCAUGAUGGGGCUGCGGACGCUCAAACCCAGCGACGGCUUCUCGGACAUGGCCCCCGGCAUGGACCUCAUCGUGGAGCGGUCCGACAGGCGGCGGCUCGACGUGAAAGACGUGGCUGCGUCGCCGGGCCAGUUCCACAUGGGCAGCAGCGACACGAAGGUGGUCUUCAGCAGGUCCGACCGAGACUACAGCAUCUUCUACGAUGUGCACAUAUUCUACUAUCUGUGGUACGGCUCCCCCGGCAUGGACAACAAGUACAUCCACUGGGAUCAUGUGCUGGUGCCACACUGGGACCCUAAGAUCGCGGCCAGUCACGCUCAGGGAAGGCACACGCCACCGGAGGACAUCGCCUCGAGUUUCUACCCUGAACUGGGACCCUACAGCUCCAGGGACCCGACGGUGCUGGAGUCACACAUGGCCCAGAUAGAAGCGGCUGCAGCAGGGGUGUUGGUGUUGUCCUGGUAUCCUCCUGGGGUGGCAGACGACCACGGGGAGCCCACGGAGGACCUGGUUCCCGCUGUCAUGGACGCCGCCCACAGGCACAGCAUCAAGGUGGCCUUUCACAUACAGCCAUACAAAGGGCGGACGGACCAGAGCAUGCAUGACAACAUCAAGUACAUCACUGACAAGUAUGGAAAACAUGGCGCCUUCUACAGAUUCAGGUCCAGCACAGGUCGAGUCCUGCCUCUGUUUUAUGUCUAUGACUCCUACCUGAUGCCGCCUGAGUCCUGGGCAGAGCUCCUGACAGCUAAGGGCUCCCACAGCAUCAGGGGCACAGCUUACGAUGGCAUUUUCGUGGCCCUCAUCGUCGAGGAGCGCCACAAACAUGACAUCCUGGCCAGUGGCUUCGAUGGCAUCUACACCUACUUUGCCUCCAACGGUUUCUCCUAUGGUUCGUCCCACCAGAACUGGAAAGCCAUCAAGGACUUCUGCGACGCAAACAAUCUGCUGUUCAUCCCCAGCGUCGGUCCAGGGUACGUAGACACUGCCGUUCGGCCAUGGAACAACCAUAACACCAGGAACCGGGUGAACGGACGAUACUACGAGACAUCCCUGCAAGCAGCUCUGUCUGUCAGACCGGAAAUUGUCACCAUUACAUCCUUUAAUCAAUGGCAUGAAGGGACACAGAUAGAGAAGGCUGUGCCCAAGAAAACAGUGACCCGUUUGUACCUAGACUACCAACCCAACCAGUCGGACCACUACUUGGAGCUUACACGUCAGUGGGCAGAGAACUUUAACAAAGAGAAAGACAAAUGGUUGAUGUGAACGUGGUUUUAUUUCCCUGGUAGAUGUGCUGAGGGUGAUCAUAAAUGACUUGAGCUCUCACUGUAGAAAAACAACUUUGCAUUGGUUCACCUUCCUGUUUUUCUCCACAUCAGAACACCACUGAUGAGCUUUCCCCCAAAUGUUCACUCUGCCCACACUGUUUUUAAUCACUAACAUUUUUGUAAAGGUAAAUAAAGUCACUGGUUUGUUGAAUGGACAAGGUCACAGUGAAAGAAAAGCAUCCUUUUAAGGAUAGUAAAUCAGUUUGUGUUGCGACAUCAAGAAAGUGUGGCUAUGUACAGUAACUCUGCUCUUUUGGGUUUUGGGUUUUAUUUUCUAAUGAAAGGAGAUUUUUCUUGUCCUAUACGAAUGUUCUUUCCUGUAUUUCCUUGAGGACAAAUUAAAAUGUGUCUGUUUACCAAUGGA